Molecule: messenger RNA, 1527 nt
Organism: Aspergillus tanneri
Lineage: Eukaryota; Fungi; Ascomycota; Eurotiomycetes; Eurotiales; Aspergillaceae
Exons: 3
Coding region: 1-1527 (508 amino acids)
Biological process (GO): transmembrane transport
Cellular component (GO): membrane
Molecular function (GO): transmembrane transporter activity
Source: RefSeq, a predicted model, not a curated record
AUGUCUGAGAACCAGCAGCCAGUGUCGGAGAAGGGCCUCACCUACCAACGAAAUGGGUUGUGUCCUGCCGACAAUGCCCCCGGACACGGCCAGGUCGCGACAGACGAAUAUGGCCAUUCCUUGAUCCAAAUCGACUGCAAAGCGGAGUCCAGACUGCGGAUGAAAAUCGACUUCUUCGUCGUUCCCACUGUGGCUCUGCUGUAUCUUUUCUGCUUCAUUGACCGUGCCAACAUCGGAAACGCCAAACUCGCGGGCUUCGAAGCCGACCUCCAUCUAACCGGCAAUGACUUCAACAGCGUCCUCUCCAUAUUCUUUAUCCCCUACAUUCUCUUGGAAAUACCCUGCACGGUCGCCUGCAAAUGGAUCGGUCCAGGCUGGUUUAUACCCGCCAUCACGCUGGGAUUCGGGAUCUGUUCGCUCGGCACAGCCUUUGUGAAUACCAUCCACAGUGCCUCCGGCGUGCGGUUUCUCCUUGGCCUCUUCGAAGCAGGCAUGCUCCCAGGGAUAGCAUACUACCUGUCACGAUGGUAUCGACGCAGCGAGCUUAUUUUCCGUCUGUCAUGCUACAUCGUCAUGACGCCGUUAGCCGGGGCAUUCGGGGGACUUCUGGCCUCUGCAAUUCUUAAGCUGGACCACUUCGGCAGCCUGCGACACUGGCGCAUGAUCUUCGCCAUCGAAGGCAUCAUCACGAUCGGACUGGCCAUUGUCUCUUUCUUCACGCUCACCGAUCGCCCCGAGUCCGCCCGCUGGCUAAACGCUGAGGAAAAGGCUCUCGCCAUUGCGCGCGUGAAAUCAGAACGCGUAGCCACCUCAGAGGUGCUCGAUCGUCUCGACACGACAAAGAUGCUACGUGGGAUCCUCAACCCAGCUACCCUUGGUGCGGCACUCAUGUUCUGUCUGAACCAAAUCACCGUGCAAGGACUGGGGUUCUUCGCUCCCACGAUCGUCAAGAACAUCUACCCGGAUUCCAGCGUUAUCUCGCAGCAACUGCACACUGUACCGCCGUACGUAGUGGGCGCGUUCUUCACGUUACUGUUCCCGUUCCUCUCGUGGAGACUCGAUCGUAGACUGGUGUUUGCAUUGGUGUGUGCCCCGCUGAUGAUGAUCGGGUAUAUUAUGUUUCUUGCAACGACGGACAAGAAGACGCAGUAUGGGGCUACAUUCUUGAUUGCCAGUGGAUCGUUCACGUUCGGGGCUCUCUGUAACGCUAUUGCGUCUGCGAGCGUGGUCUCCGAUACUGCGAGGUCGGCUGCUAUCGGGACCAUGGGGUUGAUUGGGAAUAUUGGCGGGUUGAUUUCGACGUGGUCGUAUCUGUCUAGAGACGCGCCGUUGUUUCAUAUUGGGAACGGGUUGAAUUUGGCCUCGGCGUCGGCGACAUUGCUUGUUGCUAUUGCGUUGUUGACGUAUAUGAAUUGGGAUAAUCGACGAAGGCAACGUCGUGAUGUACACGGUGAACUGGAGGGAUUGAGUCAGAAGGAGAUCGAGGGUCUGGAUUGGUGGCAUCCAGCGUUUAGAUGGAAGCCGUAG